CUAGUCGUACAUGCCCUUGUUCUCAAAUGCCUCACACGCCGCAUCCACCAUGCUGUUCAGCGCUGCCGCCGCAGCUGAUGGCCGUCGAUUGCUAUCGCUGUCGUCGCUGUCGUCGUUGUCGGUGUCGUCUGGUAGGGCAAGCUGCUGCUCCUCACCGUUCAGACGCAUCUCACCCAGGACGGCCGCCUCACUGGUCCCGGCAGCAGCAUCAGCAGCCGAAGUGCUGGCUGUCGGUGGCUGCUGAUGGGCAACAGGCGGGUGCUUUGCAGGCGGGUCCUCGUCGUAUCGCAGAUUAUAGGCGACGUCAACACUCUCCUUUAGCCACCGCAUGCGGCUCCAGAAGGAUGACGAGAGGGUCUGCAGCAUCACAGCAUCACUCACAGAUGCAGAAAGUAGGAGACAUGAUGCGUCGACUAGACACAUGUUCAUACCUGCUGUUCCAAGUCCGCCGCGUUGGGUGCAUCUUGGAACAGGAUGGGCAACUCCGCAUGUAGCACUGAUACGGUGGUUGUCAGGCUUUUCAUAUGGAGCAGGGCACUCGAGCGGCGUCCUUGACACAAAAACACACGUAGAUUAUGCCCUUGUGUUCUGUGUUGCCUGGCGUACCCAUCUCCUCGAGCGGGAAGAGGCUCUUCAUCUGGCCCAUGUCGUCCAGCUCCACCUGUGUGGGCGCCUCACGGGAGAUCUCAGCCAGGUCGGGAGACCUUCUUAGGGCAUCCAAGCCGAUGACACUCGCCCCACACGCCACCCGGAUGUAGAUGGAGAUGCCUUCCGGUGGCUCCUCUUCCAUCAUCGCCUCUCUCAGCUGGUCGUCGUAUCGAUCAGAGCACACAAGACGCCAAGCUCCCUGUCGUCGUGUCUCGCCAUUCGUGGUGCUCACCUCCGCCAUGCAGGCACAUCCCGAAGCCCAACCUCAGCGUGCUCUUGCCCCGGCUGAAGUCGUUGAUGCGCACGACAAUCGACCCGAACAGCAGGUGCAGGCACUGCGCACAUCGGCCCCGCACAAUGCCCUUCGCCCGGUGUAGGUCUUUAGACCGGUGCAGAUGUCCAGGGCCUUGACGCUUUGCUGUGGGAGCGGCGAAAAGAGGGCGGGCGUCAGCUCCAGGAUGGGCACAUACAGGCGAAUGCUGGCGGCACGGAUGCGUUUCCAGAUGUCCGCAGGGGCAGAGUAGGUGCGGGGCAUUGGCUGGAGGGGCAUCUUGAGCUUGAGGAGUGAUGGCAGAUGCAGGCACCAACCUGAGGGGAAAAAGACAGUCAGCUAGUGUAUUGCUUAUGUCUCCCACUCACCCCAUGAUAUCGUCGCGGCCCUUCAGCG
Molecule: messenger RNA, 1315 nt
Organism: Vitrella brassicaformis
Lineage: Eukaryota; Vitrellaceae
Source: the annotation of a GenBank genome assembly